Molecule: messenger RNA, 3046 nt
Organism: Thalassophryne amazonica
Lineage: Eukaryota; Metazoa; Chordata; Actinopteri; Batrachoidiformes; Batrachoididae
Product: lens fiber major intrinsic protein-like
Exons: 4
Coding region: 1104-1895 (263 amino acids)
Biological process (GO): transmembrane transport
Cellular component (GO): plasma membrane
Molecular function (GO): water channel activity
Source: RefSeq, a predicted model, not a curated record
GUGAACUUGUCUUAGCAGCUAAACAAUACAAUAAAAUAGAUAAAGAAUCUAACUUUAGCAUUACGGGUCACAAUGUAAACAAUUUAUGUACAUUUUUAUUGAAUAUACAAUUUAAAAUAAUACAUUUCCUGUUUCCAUCCAUCGGUGGCCCACAUGCUUGUUAGUUACACACAUGGUUUCACAGGUCAGGCAUUCUAGUGUAUAGGAUCAGAUCAGCAUUGUUAGCUUUAGGAACAUCCAAGCAGCCCCCAACUAUUUUCUACGUGUACUGGUACGUGUGCUUCUUUUUGCACAUAUGUAUGACUUCCGUUUGUUCCCCAGAUUGUGGACACGGAGUUGUCAACAGAUAUGCCCCAAAAGAACACCACAGCUUUUGCCUUCUUUCCCCUGAGUAAAGAUUAUGGCCUGUUAUUUUUGUCUUUUUUCCCCACUAAAAGAUCUGUUUGAUCUUUACUUACUUGUUUUUUAGCUUCUUGGAUGUAUUGUCUCUCUUUUGAGCUCACUGUGCUGUGAGGGCCGACAGAAGGGGUUCAGUUUGUUUUAUUUAGGAUGUGCCGCAUUAUUUAGGAUGUGCCGCAUCCCCCCACCCCCCCAGCCCUUGGCCCUACAGAGGGAUUAUGGCGUCACAUAGGGCCCCUGGGGGGGGUAUUAUAAAGCCCCUGUCUGACCCGCUCCUCUCCAUCAGAGAGGCUAAAAAGUCCAUCAGACACUUUCUCUAUCCCUCUUUCUACUUUAGAAAUACCCCUUUGCAUUGAUGUCGGCUUCAUCUUGACAACUUAUCCCACCUGAAACCUCCACCCAUAUCUCCACUUAUGUCUCUGCAACAGGUGGACAGAGGUGGCAAGCAAGUGCAGCUGAGUUGAUUUGCCAACCCAGUUCACGGCUUGGUAAAGAUCUGUUGAGUGGAUUUGUCAAUAGACGUCCUCAAAUUUUGUUUUGUCUCGGUGAGUGUUUUGGUUAGUGGAGUUAGUUGACUACAAAAAGGACAUCUUUUGUUUUGUUACUCUGGCAUUUGAAGAGGAAAAGGUAGACGUUUGAUUUUCUAGAAUCACACAUAGAUUUUUAAUUUUGAUCUCUUGGAGAGCUUGAAGUGAAGCAUCAUCAUGUGGGAGUUCCGGUCCAUGAAUUUCUGGCGGGCAGUCUUUGCAGAGUUCUUCGGGACCAUGUUCUUCGUGUUUUUUGGCAUGGGUGCUGCACUGCGGUGGACCACCGGGCCUUAUCACGUCCUACAUGUGGCUUUGUGCUUUGGCUUGGCAGCUGCUACCCUCAUCCAGUCCAUUGGUCACAUCAGUGGGGGGCACAUUAACCCCGCUGUUACCUUCGCCUACCUUGUUGGCUCACAGAUGUCUCUGUUCCGUGCCAUCUUCUACAUAGCUGACACAGUGCCUGGGUGCUCUAGUUGGGCAGCUGUGCUGUAUUGGUGUUACACCAGCCACAUGAGAGGCAACAUGGCGAUGAACAUGCUGCAGCCAGGCAUCAGUUUGGGAAUGGCCACCACUGUGGAGGUAUUCCUCACCAUGCAACUUGUGGUUUGCAUCUUCGCCGUCACCGAUGAGAGGAGAAACGGGCGACUGGGCUCUGCGGCCCUCUCUAUUGGCUUUUCUGUCACCAUUGGACAUCUCAUGGGGGUGUACUACACAGGUGCUGGGAUGAACCCUGCCAGGUCUUUCGCCCCUGCGGUGCUCUUCAGGAACUUCAUUAACCACUGGGUCUACUGGGUCGGACCUAUGAUCGGAGGUGCUAUGGGCGCCCUCCUGUAUGAUUUCAUGCUGUUCCCACGCAUGCGGGGUCUCUCUGAGCGCCUGGCCACGCUGAAGGGUAGUCGACCACCUGAGGCCGAAAUUCAGCAUGACACUCGUGGAGAGCCCGUUGAGCUCAAGACACAAGCCCUAUAAAUCUGCUCCCACCUUCUUAAACAGUUGAGGCUGAAGUAUGAGGGACAAGGCCCUGUGCAACGCCAAACCCACCUCCACCACCUUUCCCAUGGCCCACACAUUUACGAUCUUCACAACCAUCACACAACUAACCCAGUGCUCACAUUUAGACCAACACACACAACCAUUUCCACUAUAAAACAUGCACACAGGCUCACAACCUUCAACCUCAACAUGCAACAAGACUCCCCCCCCCCCAACUCUCACUCUGUUCUCUAAACUGGACAUUGCAUUCUUUGAAAAAUGAUGACCUGAGCCAUUGCUUUCUUUCCCCUCCCCGUCAGAGACAGACGCAAAGGAGCGAAUGAAAUCAAGAAGAGAGGUAUGCAGGUGAGACGGGUGUUGGAAGGAGGGAGACCAGGAUGCAAGGACAGGAUGAGGGUGUGGUGGGGAUGUCGGUAGGCUGUGAGAAAGGUCAGAGGACAUUGUGGAGGAGAGGCUGGAGAAGAAGCGUUGGGGUGGGGAGGGGUUUGGGUUUGGUCAAGAGGACAAAACAGUUUGUGGUUGUUUUAAGAUGGGUUUGACCAGUGAAGACGGGCUUUUCAUAACUCAUCUGAAUCCAUCUGUUUUUUUUUUUAAGGUUAAUUUUGUUUUCAGCACUUAAGACAGAAAAGAAAAAAAGGAUGUAUGAUAUUAUUAGCUUUUGCCGGAUUUUCAUUAUUUUCAGAUCACUACAUUUUAUCUGUGGGUUUGUGUUUGUGGAAACAUCUACAGCGUGUGUGUGUGUGUGUGUGUGUGUGUGUGCACGCGCGCACGCCUGUGAGGGUUAUAUGUGUGUAUGUGAAUGUGUGUGAUGAAAAUUGCAGGUACAGUUCUUUUAUUUUGUUUUAUUUUCAUUACUGCUCCCCUGUUUUGUACCAUGACUGUUUGUCAACCAUUUUAAAGACCUGAUCAUUUCCCCUCAUUGUGAUAUUUGCUAUCAUAUUCAUUUUUACAUAAACCAUCUGCCCCCCCCGAACCAGCAGAAUCCAAAGGACAUGAUGUUGUGUCCCAGACUUUGAUAGUUGUGUUCUCUGUAGAUCAGCUUUGCAAAGCUUUACACUGAGUCUCCUUUUAUUAUUUGAUCCUUACUGGAAGCACACAGUGUUUCAGUGACAAUUUAAUGAUAAUAA